CAAACCUGGACCCAGACGACCCAGACCUCUUCUACACUGCACUUAGGACAAGGACCCAGACAGAAACUAUGAAUGUAGCCAUGGAUGAUGACCACAAUAUUGUAACAGAUGCCGCACCAACUCCACAAACCCUGGCAACACUUGUGGGCGCCAACCUGGAGCAGCCAAACAAUUUUAUGACCCCUCAGAAAUUGCCAAAACAGGAAGCAUGCAGCACAGUGAUUAAAUCACCUCCCACCAACAAUUUCAUUCAAAAUGCAACAAGUUCUUGCAUCAAUUUGGAGUGUUCGAAUAAUUUUCAAAUUGGAAAUAAUCUUACUUUCAACUUUUCUAAGUCAAAGAAUAAAAAAAAGAAGAAAAAUAAAAUGACAGUGGCAAAGUCAUAUGAAAGUACAAUUCUUCCUGCAUUACUUGAACGAAGUGAUCUCCGAGUUACCACUUCAAAGAUAAAGGACGUGAGAAUUGGGGAGCCGUGGCGAUUUGUGAUGAGACACUUGGGAGUGACAAAUCCAGAGAUUGAAAACAAGCACGAGGAGUACAUCAAUAAGGGAGGAAUUGAAGAGGUGAUCUACCAGCUUCUGCGGCUGUGGAUAGAGAAAAAUGGUUCUUCUGCUACACUUGACAAGCUAAGUCGGGCUUUGCUAAUGGAAAAUCAAAAAGAUGCCUUGGAUAGCCUUUACCAUGCUUAUACAGUGGCAGAGCCUAUUUAACCAUUGGAUGAAAUUUUGUGAUAUCAUUUAAAGACCUUCAUUUCAUAUUCAAAAUUUAUUUUUCUACACAAUAAAAAGUGCAAAUGUCAAAACUUGUUGUCUUUU
Messenger RNA from Neocloeon triangulifer, 815 nucleotides. It is a transcript of the gene imd, whose product is annotated as protein immune deficiency. The coding region runs from base 69 to 710 and encodes 213 amino acids. The record is from RefSeq and is a predicted model, not a curated record. Gene Ontology annotation, biological process: signal transduction. Gene Ontology annotation, molecular function: protein binding. NCBI's taxonomy places the organism in Eukaryota, Metazoa, Arthropoda, Insecta, Ephemeroptera, Baetidae. The transcript is spliced from 5 exons.